AGGUGGGCGGCGAGGGCCGGGCCUUGCCGGGCCAGACCGGGCCGGACGCCGCGGGCGGGCUGAUAAGAGUCUGUGUGGGCUCACCUUCCGCCUCAGUACAGCUGGGCGGCCGUGGUCGGGCCCGCGUUUGGGGUGGCUGUGGCACAGCUAUCGCUGUUCGGCUGUGUGACUCUCCUCGACGCGGAGCGCCGCCCUUCCACUCGGGCCCGGCGCGGCGAUGGGUUCUCGGGCGUCUACACUGCUGCGGGACGAAGAGAUUGAGGAGAUCAAGAAGGAGACGGGCUUCUCCCACAGUCAAAUCACCCGUUUGUACAGUCGCUUCACCAGCCUAGACAAAGGAGAAAAUGGCACUCUGAGCCGUGAAGACUUCCAGCGGAUUCCAGAGCUUGCCAUCAAUCCACUGGGAGACAGAAUUAUCAAUGCUUUCUUUCCAGAAGGAGAGGACCAGGUGAAUUUCCGUGGCUUCAUGAGGACGCUGGCUCACUUCCGGCCCAUAGAAGACAACGAAAAGAGCAAAGACCAGAACGGACCAGAGCCCUUGAACAGCCGAAGUAACAAACUCCACUUUGCCUUUCGGUUAUAUGAUCUAGAUAAAGAUGACAAGAUUUCCAGGGAUGAGCUUCUUCAGGUAUUACGGAUGAUGGUUGGUGUAAACAUUUCAGAUGAGCAGCUGGGCAGCAUUGCUGACAGGACAAUCCAGGAAGCUGACCAAGAUGGAGACAGUGCCAUCUCCUUUGCAGAGUUUGUGAAGGUUUUGGAGAAGGUGGAUGUAGAGCAGAAAAUGAGCAUUCGAUUUCUUCACUGAUGGAUGGAGAGCCCAUUCUUUUCUACCCCUACUACAUAAUGAAUAGAACUUCAUUUUCUCUUUAGCACCUUGCCCCAGAGCAUUGCUACUGGUGAAUAAUACAUCUCCAACCCCUACUUGAUUUAUUCUACCAAUGUGAACAUUCCCUGUGCAUCAGGAACAAAGGGAAGUGGCUGCCCUGCAACUUGGAAAGGAGCAUUUUUUAAAAAGAUUAAUAACAUUU
Dryobates pubescens (Downy woodpecker) is the source of this 1028-nucleotide messenger RNA. RefSeq names its product calcineurin like EF-hand protein 1 (gene CHP1). NCBI's taxonomy places the organism in Eukaryota, Metazoa, Chordata, Aves, Piciformes, Picidae. Gene Ontology annotation, molecular function: calcium ion binding. Bases 218 to 805 code for a protein of 195 amino acids. The transcript is spliced from 7 exons. The record is from RefSeq and is a predicted model, not a curated record.